Messenger RNA from Metopolophium dirhodum (rose-grain aphid), 554 nucleotides. RefSeq names its product mitochondrial import inner membrane translocase subunit Tim10 (gene Tim10). The record is from RefSeq and is a predicted model, not a curated record. Gene Ontology annotation, cellular component: mitochondrial inner membrane. The transcript has a single exon. NCBI's taxonomy places the organism in Eukaryota, Metazoa, Arthropoda, Insecta, Hemiptera, Aphididae. Gene Ontology annotation, biological process: protein insertion into mitochondrial inner membrane. The coding region runs from base 1 to 246 and encodes 81 amino acids.
AUGGCUGGAACACAAGUACAAAUACCACAGAACCUCACUACCUUGCAACAAGUAGAAUUAGACAUGAUGGCUGAUAUGUAUGGUCGUAUGACCGAAACAUGCCGAAAGAAAUGUGUCAAGCCAGAACAUAAGGCGGGUGAACUGAAUAAAGGAGAAAGUGUAUGUUUGGAUCGAUGCAUUGUCAAAUAUUUCCAAAUGCAUGAAAAUGUCGGCAAAAAUUUAAGACUUGAUUUUAAUGCCAAAUAAUUAUAUACAUAGUACUAUUUUUAGUGAAGCUCAUACUAUUAUGGAAAAAAAAAUGUAUUUAAAUUUCUUAAGUAUAAGAUCUAAUUGAUUGUAAGUCAGAUUGAAUAGUUGAGCUAGAUUAAAUUGUUUAUUUUAUAUUGUUCUAAACUGGUUAACAUAAUAAAUGUAGAUAUCUAAUAGAGUCUUAGAUAUUAUAUUAGUAUUCAAAUUAUCUAUGAGUUAUAAUAAAGGGAUAAACUUAACAAUAUAUUGUUAUUUAUUUUAGUGUAAAAUAAUUACUAUCUAAUUAAAUUUUUAUGUAAUUAUUA